Messenger RNA from Thermothelomyces thermophilus ATCC 42464, 775 nucleotides. RefSeq lists its product as uncharacterized. The record is from RefSeq and is a predicted model, not a curated record. The coding region runs from base 291 to 662 and encodes 123 amino acids. Lineage: Eukaryota; Fungi; Ascomycota; Sordariomycetes; Sordariales; Chaetomiaceae. The transcript is spliced from 3 exons.
ACGAGCUGGGUCCUGAAGGUGGGUGUGGGGCAGGUUGCCGUCAUCCGCGCACUGACAAAUCCCGAGGGGCCUGGAUUACAUCAUUCGUCAGAUUACUUGCAGUAAUCCACACCUCCCGCGAUCUCUGCGAAAGCCCAUAAUAGCCUCAACUUCCGCCAGCUUGCAUGUCCCCCACUUCCUUCCCUAUGAACUCCAGAUUCCUAGUCAACUCCGCCCUCAGGACCCUUCGAGGAACUCCAUUGACUGCUACGCCAGUCGCUACGAGACGUUUCACCACCAGCUCGCCCAAAAUGACCGUCCACAACAUCGAGACCGUCGACCAGUUCAAGGAGACGAUCGCUAAGCACCCGGUCGUCCUCCUCGACGCCUUCGCCACAUGGUGCGGUCCUUGCAAGGCGAUUGCGCCCCAAAUUGCCAAGUGGUCGGAGGACCCCGAGUUCAGCGACAGCAUCUACUUCGCCAAGUUCGACGUCGAUCAACUCCCCGACCUCGCCCAGGAGCUCGGCAUUCGGGCCAUGCCCACCUUUCUCGUCUUCAAGGACGGCGAAAAGGCAGAUAGCUUCACGGGCGCCGUUCCCCCGCAAUUGCUCAACCUGAUCAAGAAGCACAACCCGAAGUCCUCUGAGGCUGCCGACAAGACCGAGCCCCCGAAGGCCGAGUAGGCCAUUAGGCAGAAGAAGCUUGAAGGAUUGUAGGACACUCGGCGGGCGCUUUUCCGUGAGGUAACAGCUGGGUUGUGUCGCGCGCGGUCUCCAGUCACGGACGCUCUCUCGUG